CAAAAUGUCAGCGCCCAUAAAAUUCAAAAUUUUUUGAAUUUGAUUUAUUUUCUCAUGUUUUGGCCGAUAAUAUCAUAACAUCGCAGAUUUGUAUACUGUUAGGAAUACAGCAAGAUGGCGGAUUAUGAUUAUGACCAAGAAAAUAUGUCAGAUGAUGAAGGAUGGAAUGGGGAACAAGAGGAGGAAAAUAAUGCUAUGAUUCAGCAGGAAUGUAUCAUCAGUUUCUCCUCCCCUGACUUUAUCAUGGAGCCUGAUGUAUUUGCACAACUACAGAGGUACUUCAAGUAUGGUGGUGUCCCAGAGAAAGUUGUUGAGCUCCUCUCUGACAACUAUACAGCCGUAGCACAGACUGCUAACCAACUUGCAGAGUGGUUGAUACUCACAAGAGUUGAUAUUAAGGAGGUCCAGGAGAUGGUAGAAGAUCAUUUAAAGACAAUGAUACUCAAACAUUUUGACCCAAAGAAGGCUGAUUCCAUUUUUACAGAUGAAGGAGAGACUCCAAGCUGGCUUGCUGAGAUGAUUGAGUACCCAACCUGGAGGUCCUUAUUUUAUAAACUAGCCGAGGAAUAUCCAGACUGUCUUAUGUUGAACUUUACAAUAAAGUUGAUCUCAGACGCGGGUUAUCAGGGAGAAAUCAGUAGUGUCUCUACCGCAUGUCACCAGAUAGAAGUUUUCAGCCGGGUCUUACGAACAUCCAUCACAAACUUCCUUGAUGGAGGGGAGGAGGCCAUUGAGAAAAACUUUGGAGAAUUUACAAAAAUGGUGUGCCAUGGUGAACACACCUACCUUUACAGUCAAGUAGUCAUGCAGAUAUUGUCCCAGGAGACCAAGGGAGGCUCAAAUAUCAGAAGACUCUGUCAGGAACUACAGAAAAGUGCCAAAGAAAAAGGUCUAGAUGUGACCCCCAUCACAAUGGCUCUGUGUGGGGCUGCUAGGUACCCAAGGGCUUGCCAAGCCCUCUCUUCAAUGCUCUCAAGGAAUGCACUUAAUCCCGCUGACAUCACAGUUUUAUACAAAAUCUAUAUUAGCCAUGACCCACCCCCUGUAGAAUUACUGAGAUCUCCGCAAUUUUUAGAAAUGUUUACAGAAUGCUUAUUUAAGCCAGGGUCAAAGCUGAACCCAGACCACAAACAGAAGUACAUAUUCAUAUUAGCAUAUGCUGCCUGUGUAUUUGAAACAUAUAAAAAGGGUACCCGAAGGCAUGUGAAUAAAGAUGAAUUAAAAAGUACCCAGAAUGCAAUAGAAAAAGCAAACAGAUUGUGCAGUGAAAAUAAAGGAUCAUCAGAACUUGUAGCAGAUGUUAGCAUAUUGUUUAGUGUCAUAAAAUUUCCAGUGGUUGCUAUGGGUGUUUUACGCUGGAUUGACUACAUUGUCUCGGAGCCUAGCUAUUUUAACCUCCAAACAGACCACACACCUUUACAUCUGGUUCUACUGGAUGAGAUCUGUACCUGCCAUACUAUAAUGCACCAAAAAGUUCUGGAACUUUUGAUACGAUUAUUCGAAGGAGCAUAUGAAGAACUAGAUGUGUUAGUCAGAUUGGAGUUGAAAAAGACAUUGCUGGAUAGAAUGGUACAUCUGUUUAGUCGUGGUUGCGUCUUCCCUGUCGUCUCAUAUAUCAAAGCAUGCUGGGAAAAACAAGACACUGAUGUUUCAUUGAUUCGGCAUUUUGUGACCGAGAUAUUAGAUGUUAUAGCUCCUCCUUAUACUCAAGAGUUUGUCCAGUUGUUACUGCCUCUCAUAGAAAAUGAAGACAUUACAGGAUCUCUGCGCAAUGAUGAAGGAUCUGAUCCUGUCUCUGAAUUCUUAAGUGACUGUAGACGCAAGCUGAAUAUGAGGACAGUAGCUAUCUGCGUAUUUUUCCUUACGUUAUUGGUUGUUAACAAUGAAGCAAAACCUGCGCCUUUUCCGCGGGGUUUAGGUAACUUAACAAAAUCGCAUUACAACAAGAGAUCUCCAUUUGGUUCCCUCGAUUACAAUACAAAAAAGAAAUUGUUCAAGAGGACAUUGGUCGACGAUGAUGGACACCCAGUUGGAAAGACCUCUGAUGGUAACAGCGGAGAAAAGAAAUAA
Molecule: messenger RNA, 2070 nt
Organism: Owenia fusiformis
Lineage: Eukaryota; Metazoa; Annelida; Polychaeta; Sabellida; Oweniidae
Source: the annotation of a GenBank genome assembly